UGAGGCCUCCCGUCCCAUGAUCCUUUCCCUUCUCCAGCUCUGUAUCAUUUUCGCCAAUCACCUUUCCAGCUCUUUGUUUCCCCCCACCCCCUCCGGUCUUCUCCUAUCAUUUCGCAUUUCCCCCUCCCCCCACUACUUUCAAAUCUCUUACUAUCUUUCCUUUCGGUUAGUCCUGACGAAGGGUCUCGGCCCGAAACGUCGGCAGUGCUUCUCACUAUAGAUGCUGCCUGGCCUGCUGUAAAAGCAUUCUGAAUCAGGAAGUGCUAGGAGUUAAUAUGGCUUCGAAAGGACCGGUCGAGAGUUUGAGCGAGGAGGUUAUUUGUCCCAUCUGUCUGGAUUUCUUCACCGAUCCGGUUACACUGGAGUGCGGACACAACUUCUGUCACUCUUGUAUCACAAAGUAUUGGGAAAGGGAGAAGAGAAACUCCUGCCCGGAAUGCAGAGAGGUGUUUGCUGACCGCACCCUCAGGGUGAAUCGGACCUUAGGAAAUCUGACACAAGAAGUUCGGAAUCUAAACCUAAAUCCGAAAGGGAAGGAAAGUAAACGUCACUGCGAGGAACAUGAGGAGGAACUGAAGCUGUUUUGUGAAACGGACAAGACACUGAUCUGUGUGAUCUGUGCAGCUGCGCAGGAACACAGAGAGCAUCGAUUUGUGCUGAUUGAAGAAGCUGUUAAAAACUACAAGGAUCAGCUAAAAUCUUCCUUAGACUCUCUCACAAAAAAGAAAUCAGACUUCCAGGAAAAGGAGCAACAACAGAAAGAGAAGAUUUCCGGAGUUCAGGAACAGUCACACAGCCUUCAGUCCCACAUCACAUCCCAGUUUGCUGAACUGCGCCAGAUUAUCACUGAGAAAGAGCAGAGCUUACUCAGGGAUCUUAGGGAAGAAGAGAAGAGGAUUCUCGACACAAUGGAGGAAAAUCUUCUAGCUCUUCAAAAGAACAUAAGGGUUAUUCAGGAGGAAAUCACUAAGCUAAGGGAACAGACAGAUCAAAAAGACAGUGUGAUAUUUCUCAAGGAGGAAGCUCAUCGUAACAAGAGGAUUAAUGACGAUGUCCAGGAAUUGUCAGUGACAGAUGAGGCCCUACCGGUUGAAAAAUUUGAUCACCUCUAUUUGUUGAACACAUUGCUGAGAGAAACACUUGAUGCCAUUAAUCGAGUCUCUGUCACCCUGGAUGUGGAAACGGCGAGUCCGUAUCUCGAGGUGUCUGAGGAUCGGAAGAGUGUGAGACUGACCGGGACCCGGAGGAAUCUCCCUGACACCGGGAAGAGAUUCACAAACUGGUUUUGUGUGCUGGGAUCAGAGGGAUUCACAUCGGGGAGACCUUACUGGGAGGUGGAGGUGACGGGGAAUCGGGACUGGUGUCUGGGAGUCGCCGCAGAGUCUGUGGAGAGGAAGGGACCGGUCAGUCUGAGGCCGGAGACCGGAUUCUGGGUCAUCGGGCGGGUUGAUGACGUGUUACAUCGGGAUUGUGACGUGUUCUGUGUCCCCCCCUCCCCCGAGACCCGUCUCCCGAGCGGUCCCGUCCCCGGGAUGGUGGGAGUUUAUCUCAGUUACGAAUCCGGGACAGUUUCAUUUUCCAACGCGGAGACCAAGUCCCAUCUCCACACCUUCACUGGGAAUAAAUUCACGGGGAAACUUUAUCCAUUCUUCCGGACUGGGGAUGUAAACCAGUGGCUGAGAAUCUGCUCCGGUUCCGCUCCGGGUCUGUAAACGGGUCAGGUCACGGGAUCGGCGUCAGGAGUAAAGUCCCUGUAAAUAUAAAUAAUAUGCGGAGAGUGCAGCAAAAUACGUGGCUAAGGAGAUGGUGCAGGAGGGAGGGCUUCAUGUUUCUGGACAAUUGGGCUUUGUUCCCGGGAAGGUGGGGCCUGUUCCGACGGGUCGGUUUGCCCCUGAACUGGAGGGGGAAUAACAUUCUUGCGUGUAGAUUUGCCAGUGCUGCUCGGGGGGGGGGGGGGAGAUUUGUAGAGGGAGAGUUACCAGAGUGUUAGAGCAGAUAGUGAGGUGGAGGAGGAUAAAGGUCAUGCGAGGACUGCAUGUACGGACAGAAAUCAAAGGUUUUACAUUAGGUUGUAAAUUAAUUUUCAGAACUUAUUGUAGAAAACAAAGAUUUCCAGAAAUAUUUUGAUGAAGAACAUGACCAAAACAUAUGUGAAAAAGCGGCUACUUCAGUUUUAUACCUACCGCAAUAAUUGUCUAUGUUAGGAAAUAUUUUGGAUAGUCUGUCCUCUGUUAAAUAGUAACAGUGAACAAUUUUAAAUUGAAUUAAACACUCAUUGGCACAUAUUAAAGAAGAAUUGACCAUCAUUAACAAAGGUCAUAUUAAGUUCUCUCUCCCAAUGUUGUUUCAUUUUUAGCGA
This is a messenger RNA of Hypanus sabinus (Atlantic stingray), 2359 nucleotides long. RefSeq names its product zinc-binding protein A33-like. Gene Ontology annotation, biological process: protein ubiquitination. The transcript is spliced from 6 exons. Lineage: Eukaryota; Metazoa; Chordata; Chondrichthyes; Myliobatiformes; Dasyatidae. Gene Ontology annotation, molecular function: ubiquitin-protein transferase activity; zinc ion binding; protein binding. The coding region runs from base 276 to 1712 and encodes 478 amino acids. The record is from RefSeq and is a predicted model, not a curated record.